Molecule: messenger RNA, 2042 nt
Organism: Manis javanica (Malayan pangolin)
Lineage: Eukaryota; Metazoa; Chordata; Mammalia; Pholidota; Manidae
Source: RefSeq, a predicted model, not a curated record
CUCCUCUGUUCUCAUUUUAGUGAAAGCUGGUGGGAUGCGAAUUGUGCAGAAACACCCGCAUUCUGGAGAUGCCAAAGAAGAGAAGGACAAGGACGACCAGGAAUGGGAAAGCCCCAGUCCGCCUAAGCCAACUGUGUUCAUCUCCGGUGUCAUCGCCCGGGGCGACAAAGACUUCCCCCCAGCAGCCGCCCAGGUGGCCCACCAGAAGCCCCACGCCUCCAUGGACAAGCAUCCGUCCCCGAGGCCCCAGCACAUCCAGCAGCCUCGCAAGUGAGCAGCGGGGACCCAGCGUCCCCCCUGGCGGUGCCUCAGUCCCCGAUGUUUUGAAUUUCCCUGGCAAAGACAACUGGCACCUUCUUCGAGAUGCUGCUCCCUGGGGAAGUCUGACACAAAGCAGAGCACCCUUCCUUUGCCUUAAAUUUCCAUGUCUAAAAUUAGAAAUGGUCAGACAAAACCUUUUUUCCAGGGAGCGCUGGUUGGUGUCAUUUGAGAUCAUUGUGCCCCCAAAGGGCCAUUAGCAGGACUUACCAAGACCUCAGUAAAAUGAGGCUGUUCAAGUCUAACUUCAGUUCUGUUUCAGCAAUUGCCUGAAGGCUUUGUGGUCUUAAAAACAAGAGAGCACAAAUUUGAAGGAUUAGACUCAGAUUAGAGGAAAAGCUUAAUGAUUUCACGCUUUUAAUAAGUAGGACAAUAACAUCUUAACUCCUAGGGGAGGGGUAGGAAUCACGGUGGUGGGUUUCAGAAAGGCAGAGCAGAGCAGACCUGGCAUGGGCAACAGCAUCCCGGACCUUCCCCUUCCCUCCCUGUGCGCUGCGGGAUCACUGUGCAGGCGACACCGAGCUCUCCCAGGAAAACGAGAACCUCACCUUAUUCCAGCGGCAUCUUGCUGAAAAAUUACAAUUCAGGCAGUUUCACCAAAGGGAAUACUUCUGGAAUGAGAUAUCUCAGUGUGAGCCAACUCAGGUCCUGCUUCAUGAUCCUCACACACUCUGCCCGGGAACCUGCAUUUUCCAGGAAUCCCCUCUACAACUGCCUUUGAGUGCUUGUAGUAAUCACUGGCCAGGUGGAGGAAUAGCCGGUAGCUAAUUCUGGAACAUUAGAGCAAGAACACUGAAUGCAUGGAAAGACCAGAUAAAAACCUGCCCUUUGUCUCCUUAGGGAAAGGCAGAAACACCACAUUCCAUUUGAGCUAGAAAAUCCUGUCAGUCAGUCAGUCCAACUGUCCAGAAUUCCUUCUGCCCGAGCGCACAUUAGUCUGGGCCCAAGUCCAUUUGGGCACAUUAGAUUGUCAGCUUGUGUCUUCUACCCAUAGCCACCCUGGACUGCUCAGUGGCUCACAGCUGCAGAGCACACUCUUUUUCUUAAAAGCCAAAGAGCUUGUUUUCCCAGACUUUAAAGUCUUCAGAGCAGAUGCUUUGGAGAGGGUGCAGCCCCAUCUGUCCUGCUCCCCAGCAGUUGCGUUUGCUGCAGGUUGGCAAUGAGGCGCACAUGCCAUCAGCCUUUGGGAUGCCCUUAUCAAACCCACUGCCAGCCAGUAAAAAUAGCACAUACCUAGUCAGGCCCACUCGUCACUGUUCCCUAAGGGAGAAGCACAGCGCUGCUUCACAUUCCAAAGGCAGCAUUUGGUUUCCCAUCUCACUGACUUGCUGGGAGCCAGGUUCUAACUAUCAAGGCACCAUGAUGUCACACUGGUAUUGCUUAAUUGCUGAGACAUUGGUGUAAACUGAGGCUGACUUUUGAAGGUACAGAUCAGGUGGGCAGCACUGCCAUGGGAUACACUGAACAGGCAGUGCUGGGUCAGGCUCAUGCAGACCAUUGCACCCUCUGCUACAGAAAUUAAGGUGCAUCCUUCAUACUUUUUAGUUCUGCAGCCAGACGUACUGUGCUGUUUCCCCAGAUACAUUUUUCAUGUAUUUUAGCUACAUCUGGCAUGUAUCCAUGGGCUGUAUGUAGGUCACUGAAUGCAAACUUUUCCUGAAUGAGUUCACCAUUGUCAACCUCAAAAUAGUGAUUAUAAUAAAGCUUCUGCAUUUCUUCUCAUA